AUGGCGACUAACCAGAAGGCGGGGGACACGAUCCACGUUGAGACCUCCGACGACGGUCUCGGAUAUCUUAAGGACGUGGGCCUCCACGAUGCGGCCCUUGCCAGUGGUGCCCUUGAGGGCACGGUGCAAGAGCACAGCAUGGGCGUCUUCCAGGCUCUGAAGACGUACAAGCGCGCGGCAUUCUGGUCGAUUCUCAUCUCAACUACCGUGGUCAUGGAGGGCUACGACGUCACGCUCUUGGGAUCCUUUUACGGCUAUCCCAGUUUCCGACGCAAGUACGGUGCAUACCUGAACGAUGAGAGCGGCUACCAGAUCUCGGCGAAUUGGCAGCAGCGGUUCAACUGCCUGGGUGCCUUCGCCAACAUCAUCGGUGCCUUGCUGAACGGCUGGGCGACGGCCAGAUGGGGCCACCGCAAGGUCCUCAUGUUCAAUCUGUUCUCGCUGGCUGGCCUCAUCUUCAUUGUCUUCUUCGCACCCACGAUUGAGGUCAUGCUCGUGGGGCAGUUCCUCUGCAACAUCCCCUGGGGUGUGUUUGCCACGACCGGUCCCUCGUACGCAGCCGAGGUCACUCCCUUGGCGAUCCGAGGGUAUCUCACUGCGUACGUCAACCUGUGCUGGUGCAUAGGACAGUUUAUUUCUGCCGGUGUCCUCAAAGGCCUCGUGAACAACACGACCGAGUGGAGCUACCGGAUCCCAUUCGCGGUCCAGUGGAUCUGGCCGAUUCCACUCUUCCUCGCCGCUUGGUUUGCCCCCGAGUCGCCUUGGUACUUUGUCCGCACGGAUCGAAUUGAGGCGGCCCGGAAGUCCCUGGAGAGACUGACCCAGCCGGAGCAUGGCGAGAUUGACGCUACAAUUGCCAUGAUGGUUCACACCAACAAGCUUGAGCUCCAGGAGCGGGCUGGUGUGACUCUCUGGGAUGCCUUCCGGGGCACCAAUCGCCGCCGGACCGAGAUUGCCUGUAUUGGCUUCCUCUCCCAAAUCACCAAUGGAGGUGCGCUCUGCUACAGCGGGUCCUUCUUCUUCCAACAGACGGGCAUCAGCGCCAAUGCCGCGUACGCCAUCUCGUUGGCUGGGACCGGCAUCGCUUUUCUGGGGACUAUUAUCUCCUGGCUAUAUAUCUACCGAUGGGGUCGCCGCACCAUCUGGCUGGUCGGGUUCGCCUUCUUGGUCGUUAUCCUCUGGACCAUUGGCUUCCUGGCGUUGCCAACGCAGACCAAGAGUCUGGCGUGGGGACAAUCUAUUCUGUGCCUGGUCUGGUUGGGGGCGUACUCGAUGUCGGUUGGACCCAUCAUUUACACGCUCGUCGCCGAGAUUGGAUCGACCCGACUGCGCACGCAGACUGUGGUGCUGGCUCGCAGCACGUAUUAUGUUGGAAACAUCAUCUGCGGUGGACUGCUUCAGCCCGAGCUGAUUUCUCCGGGCGCAUGGAAUGCCAAGGGCAAGACUGCUUUCUUCUGGGCCGGCCUCGCGACGUUGACCUUCCUGUGGGGCUAUUUCCGCCUGUUUGAGACCAAGGACCGGACGUUUGGCGAACUGGACUUCAUGUUCCAGAACAGCGUCCCGGCUCGGAAGUCUGCCAAGUAUCAGAUCAGGGAGGAGGAGCUUUACGCGGCAGACAGCGAGGAGAAGAAGCCAUGA
This is a messenger RNA of Cladophialophora psammophila CBS 110553, 1638 nucleotides long. RefSeq lists its product as uncharacterized. Bases 1 to 1638 code for a protein of 545 amino acids. Lineage: Eukaryota; Fungi; Ascomycota; Eurotiomycetes; Chaetothyriales; Herpotrichiellaceae. Gene Ontology annotation, cellular component: membrane. Gene Ontology annotation, molecular function: carbohydrate:proton symporter activity. The record is from RefSeq and is a predicted model, not a curated record. The transcript has 4 exons. Gene Ontology annotation, biological process: carbohydrate transport; transmembrane transport.